This is a messenger RNA of Drosophila virilis, 264 nucleotides long. The record is from RefSeq and is a predicted model, not a curated record. NCBI's taxonomy places the organism in Eukaryota, Metazoa, Arthropoda, Insecta, Diptera, Drosophilidae.
AUGCGCGCUGCUAUCCUUAUUGCUCUGCUUGUCUUGGUCGCUGUUGCCGCUGCCAAACGUCCUGGAGGAGGUCAAGGAGCUCAAGGAGGUCCUGGCGGUGCACAGGGUGGUCAGCAGGGAGGACCCCAAGGAGGACCCCAAGGAGGUCCUCAAGGAGGUCCACCAGGAGGUCCUUCCAACUCCACAUCUACAACGGAAGCUGGCGAUGUUUCCACCACAACAGAAGCUGAUGCAGAGGCUUCUACUGAUAUUACAUCCAAAUAG